UGGCAGAGUACUGAAAAUGUACCUAGGCACUUGUAUAAUACAAGUCAUACAUGUAUCAGACAAGCACAUACUCUAAUAAUAUAGCGCCAUGCAGCACCGUUAUUGUACCACUAUAUUAGGUUAGGUACUAUAAACACUUCUUCUUACAUAGCACAUCCCAUCCCAUCCCAUCUUACUUAUCUACACUCUAACUAACCCUUACCCACCACCAUCCAUUUAUCCAUAAGAACCCAACCCCAACCAACCAUGCCCUCCGGCCACGUCCAAGCCACCGUCGGCGACACCGUAGUCGCCGAGUCCGAGACCUACGAGCUCGUCGAGGGCAACGUGUACUUCCCGCCGGCGUCCCUCAAGCCCGAGUUCUUCAGCCGGACAGACCUGCACACGCACUGCGGGUGGAAGGGCGACGCGGACUACUACACCAUCAAAGUCGGGGAUACGGAGCUCGCGAAUGCCGCGUGGUUCUACCCCGCGCCGCUUGACAAGGCCAAGCAUAUUAAGGACUAUGUCGCUUUCUAUAAAACUAAAGUAGAUGUGACGGCAGUAUAAAUCAAUAAAUAUCGGCAGUUUUUAUAACGACUUAAACUCUAGUUGCCGGAGAUGAAAUCAAAGUUCCAGUAGUUAGUCCUUAUAGAAACAACAAAUAGGAGACUUACUUUACCAAUAGUAACUCUGCGUAUAAUCACAUAGACCUUAACUCAACUCAAUUAUGUCAUCCAUCACUUACCUCAUACCCUCAAAGUUAGCAAAUCACGAUCACUCGCUUGGUAGUAAAAUUGUGUAUAAAAAUGCUACACCAGAGCUAGCCACAAGAAUCAAAUAGAAU
Molecule: messenger RNA, 826 nt
Organism: Daldinia decipiens
Lineage: Eukaryota; Fungi; Ascomycota; Sordariomycetes; Xylariales; Hypoxylaceae
Product: DUF427-domain-containing protein
Exons: 4
Coding region: 247-549 (100 amino acids)
Source: RefSeq, a predicted model, not a curated record